AUGAGAGAAAAGUCACGGCCUGACGACAAGUCAAGUACUAGCGCAAGAUCUUUGGCCAGCAGAUCAUCGUUCAGGUCAUCGUUCUCAACGUCAUCUCUGUUCACGACGAAAACUAUAGAGGAGGAUCGUAUGACCUUGGACCGGCCCAUAGCAGAGGAACCUAUAAGGGAAGAAGUCAGCUGCGAUGGAAACAACUUGAACGAAAACCCCGCCGACGAAGAGUUUAUGCAACAAGCGAAUCAUGAAGCGCCUGAUGAGCGUCAAAUCGGGGUCGCCAAAGACUUCCAAAAGUCCUCUUCCACAGCGGAGGUCCAGCCUCACCCGAAAUGGUUCAAAAGGAUGACGUCUCCUUGGUGUAAUCACUGGAAAUGCGAGAGGUUAUGGGAGGACAUACGAGACGGACGCGAAGUAGACGGGAACAAGAAGCAAGCUUACAUGUCUCUUCUCCUGUCCUGUAAGCGGAUAUACGACGAAAGCAUAGAGUCCUUUAGGGAAGCCAAAACCCUAACAAUAACCGACGGUCAAACCCUCCACCGCAUUCUCCGCUGGCCCCGCCCCAGGUACCUCCAUCAAGCUCGCCGCCUCAACAUCUCCCUCCGCCACGACAGCGGCAACUUUCUUUACCUCAACGGCGCCUCCAUGUGGCACAUACUCUCCGAGCAGGAAUCGUGCCAGGCGGAGAGCAUCUACCUCUGGCUCGACGCCGACUGCCCCGUCACACGUCGCCUGCUGCCCGAGUUCCGCGAGCUGUACAACUGUGUACCGCCAUCCGUCGCGGCCCGCUUGACUAUUGAUUUCCCCUGUGACGCCGAAGACGGGUUCUGGGCGUGGGAGGACGGGGUGGAGGUUGAAUCGCGGGAGGGCGGUGGACAGCUGGAGAGGUUGGGUCCGCUGGUGCCUGAGUUCCGGGUCGUUGCGAGGGGGCGGCAAAGGUUUAAUGAGACUUCGGCCGGAUAUCUUAUUGAGAACCCUGAGCAGGAUGGAUCUAGCUCAUUGCCCGAAGUGAACGAGAACUGCGAUCUAGUCCCAGAUUUCAACGCCAUCUUUUAA
Messenger RNA from Colletotrichum abscissum, 1050 nucleotides. RefSeq lists its product as uncharacterized. Lineage: Eukaryota; Fungi; Ascomycota; Sordariomycetes; Glomerellales; Glomerellaceae. Bases 1 to 1050 code for a protein of 349 amino acids. The record is from RefSeq and is a predicted model, not a curated record. The transcript is spliced from 4 exons.